AAAUGCGAACAGGGGGGGACGAUCGAGAAUCCAGACCAUCCCGACGCUCCGUCGCGACCGGCCGUGGGGAUAAGCUAGAAGCGCACGGUCGAUCGAAACGCCCGAUCGCGCGGGAAUUGAGAAACGGCCAGAUCGAACAGGCGAGGCUUCCGCUUUCCACGCGCUUCGUCUUCUUCCGAUAAAGUGAGGAAGGGCUUAAGUUAGGCAGCAAUAAUUAUGGCCGAGUUGGAGAAGUUAAAGAAAAAGCUCACGCCAUUGUUUGAUGCGGAGAAGGGAUUCUCUACCGCGUCAGGCUUGGACUCUUCUGAUUCUUACAUGCUGUCAGAUGGCGGAGCUGUUAAUUUACUUAGCAGAUCAUAUGGCGUCUACAAUAUCAACGAACUUGGAUUGCAGAAGUGCACAUCGUGGUCUGUAGAUGAAACGGAUCGUAGUGAGAAAACCUAUCAAUGUGCUUCACAUGAGAUGAGGAUUUUUGGGUCAAUAGGCAGUGGGGCAAGCAGUGUAGUCCAGAGAGCUAUCCACAUACCCACCCACAGAAUUAUCGCUUUGAAAAAGAUCAACAUAUUUGAAAAGGAGAAAAGACAGCAACUCCUCACCGAAAUACGGACAUUGUGUGAGGCACCUUGUGAGCAAGGUCUUGUGGAAUUCCAUGGGGCUUAUUAUAUACCGGACUCUGGGCAAAUAAGCAUAGCUCUUGAGUAUAUGGAUGGAGGAUCAUUAGCAGAUAUCUUACGAGAAGAACGUAUUCCAGAAGAUGUCCUUUCAGUUAUGUUUCAAAAGCUCCUGCAUGGCCUAAGCUACUUGCAUGGAGUUAGACACUUGGUUCAUAGGGACAUUAAACCUGCAAAUUUGCUUGUAAAUCUCAAGGGGGAGGCAAAAAUCACAGAUUUUGGUAUCAGUGCUGGCUUAGAGAAUUCCAUGGCAAUGUGUGCUACUUUUGUUGGGACUGUAACAUAUAUGUCACCUGAGCGUAUUCGCAAUGAGAGCUAUUCUUAUCCAGCCGAUAUAUGGAGCCUCGGUCUUGCUCUGUUUGAGUGUGGUACUGGAGAGUUCCCAUAUACAGCUACAGAUGGACCAGUCAAUCUGAUGUUGCAGAUUUUGGAUGACCCGUCCCCAUCGCCUUUGAAAUGCAAUUUUUCACCAGAAUUCUGCUCUUUCAUUGAUGCAUGUCUGCAGAAGGAUGUGGAUGCUCGGCCAACUGCCGAGCAGCUGCUCAUGCACCCAUUCAUCAGAAAAUAUGAGCAUACCAAUGUUGAUUUAGCAACAUUUGUUAGAAGCAUCUUUGAUCCAAAUGAAAGGAUGAAAGAGCUAGCAGAUAUGUUGUCAAUACACUAUUACCUACUAUUUGAUGGACCUGAUGAGCUUUGGCAUCAUACGAAGACCUUCUAUAAUGAAGGAUCAACUUUUAGUUUCAAAGGCAAGCAAUUUGUUGGUCCAGAUGAUAUUUUUGGAAGCUUGUCGAAUAUCCGGAAAACUUUAUUUGGUGACUGGCCUCCCGAAAGACUUGUACAUGUCGUCGAAAAACUGCUGUGCCGUAAUUAUGGUCAGGAUGGGAUUGCAAUCCGUGUAUCAGGCUCCUUUAUUAUAGGGAAUCAAUUCCUCAUCUGCGGCGAUGGAGUCCAAGUUGAAGGCAUGCCGCAUUUUAAAGAUCUUUCCAUUGAUCUUUCUGCUAAACGAAUGGGUAGAUUCCAGGAGCAAUUUACGAUUGAACCAGGCAAUCAAAUCGGAUGCUAUGUCAUAGUGAAACAGGAGCUUAAUAUAAUAAACUAGAGAAAUGAAAGCAGAUGGUCAUCCCCAAGACCGACCUGUGGACAUCCAUUCAGGAAGGUUUCUGUUUUGAGCUUUGAGGGGAGUGGGAUGGAUCUUUCUUCUGCUUGCAAAGGAACUUCAGUAUCAAACCUUCAGGAUAUUCAGAAGUGACAAGCCAGACUCCAAAUCUGUUGUGCGGUGAUAGUGGGACUGUCAUGUGCCAUCUUUCAACGACUGAUGGAGUUCAAGGAUGUCCUGCUUUUUUUUUUUUUUUUUUUGCUGCUCAGCAUAUUUUUGAUGCAGUUGCAGUAAAGUGGUUCGUUCUAUUUCUCUCCUCUCGAGGCACGACUGGUUUUAUCGGGAAACCAUUACUUCCACUGCUAAGUAAUGCCGGGGUUAUCAGUAUGGACUUCACCAUAUCAGGCAGAUCCGGGCCCUCAAGAGCAGCUGGUCAGUCCUCCUUACAAUUAGAGGAGUUGCGCCGUCAUCAGAUACUCCAAAACUUCAUUGUAAUGUAUGGUUAUUGUAAUUUACAUAUUUGAGAGAAUGCGACGAUCAUUUAUUGAAGCUGCUUGUCUUCUUCCUUUAUAUUGAUUAUUGUUGCAAUUCGUUAGAAUUUGCUUUCUUUGUACCAGUUGUGAGGCAUUAAUUAACUUCUGCCAAUAGGGUUUGGCGUUGAUGAUGGUACAGGACAAAAUAAUAAUUUGUGUUUCUUAA
Molecule: messenger RNA, 2466 nt
Organism: Eucalyptus grandis
Lineage: Eukaryota; Viridiplantae; Streptophyta; Magnoliopsida; Myrtales; Myrtaceae
Product: mitogen-activated protein kinase kinase 3
Biological process (GO): protein phosphorylation; MAPK cascade
Molecular function (GO): ATP binding; MAP kinase kinase activity
Source: RefSeq, a predicted model, not a curated record